AUGGAUCCACUGCCGCUGCUAGAAGAACUGGAAAAUGACAUGAAGGUGCUAAUCGCCGAGGCAAGGAAAAAAAACGUGUGCAUAAAGGAGAAGACAGAAAUAUGCGUCAUAAAAAUUAAAAACUACAAUAGUAUAAUCGAAUCGAAUAAAAACCAACUGUUCAGCAGCUUUGAAUUCCCCAUAGAUGAAAUUAUCGAAAUUAUCAACAUAGGAAUGCAUAUCAAUAGCCAUAAAAUUUCCAACCUUUGCUUGCUCAUAAUUAAAAGAGUCGUCUGUUACAUCCUCUACUUAAUAGACAACAAAAACACAAUAAAAAAUUUUAGGCACAUAAAUAUAGAGAAACAAAUUGAAAAAAUUACCAACAAGUUAUUCGAUUUGACAUUCCUUGAGGAUAAGAAAGUUCUAAUUAAAAUUGUGCAAAUAAUAUUAGCCGCUUUUUCUCAUCAGUAUAUGGAAUAUUACGGCAAGGACAUUAUUAACACCUUGCUGAAAAUUUUAUACUCCGUUUAUUAUUCAUCAUUAUGUGAUAACAAUACCAUUUUGUACCAAACGUGUUGUGCUGCGUAUAAGCAGCUCCUCAAUUCGCUCACUGAUUUGUGUAAUAGGGAGAGCAGAGUUGGGGUCACUCCGUCUGAUAACUUAGGAAAUUCCUUGUGCGAGUCGGAUGAGCAGAAAAAUGACCCACAAGAAAAACGAAACAGUGAUCACCACAAGUGUGUGCACGUGGAGGAGGACCACUCAGAAGAAGUGAAGCACCUCUACUUUGAAAAUUUUGAUUUGCCAUAUGAUACGGAUAGCCCCAUAGAUCUCAUCUACAUAACAGAUCUGAAAAAUCAGAGUUUCAUGAAAAAUAAGAAUAAAUUGCUUUCCCUAAUUCAUUACCUCUGUUACUGUUGUUUUGUAAAUAUUAGACUAAAGUAUAACUCUGCUGGGGUUUCUUCGCCCUGUGCGUAUGGAACCGCAGCGGAGGAAAAAGGAAAAGAACAGACUGUUAAUGACGCCGCUAGUGUAAGUCAAGAGCGAAGGCAAAAUUCGAAUAUAUCUCAAACGAAUGAACUUUCCAGUAAGCCGCAAUCCGCACGAAGCAACGAUCAAAAUGGUGCUGAUCAGCCCCAGGGAAAUGGCACGAAUGGUACCCUCAAAGAAGAACCAAAUGAUGGCAAAAUAAUUACCCCCCUUAAGCAUACAAGUUAUUCAAAAGACACACUACAGUCGGACAGAAGCAACGCCGACCCCCCUGUGGAAGUAAAACAUAAUGCACAGGAGGAGGAAGAAGAAGAGCAGCAAAAAAAAAACAAGUCCAGUAAGGAAGAAAGCAUGCACAUGUAUAGUGUGAAAAGUUCCAAUAUAAAAAAAUUCUUGAAAAUUUUAAAAAGCACAAAUGGGAAAAACCAGACGGAUAACAAAAUGAACCAUGAUGAUAAGGAAAAUGUGCAACCAGACUCGUGUGACCAAAGGGCAGAAAUCCUGACCACCUACAAUAAGAACAAUUUAAUUUUGCCACUGAACUUUUGUCUAGAUCUACUAUAUAUAUUUCUUAACAACUAUGAACACUUUUUAAAAAAUUUAGAUUUUUUCAAAUUAUUGAAAUUUGAAAUUAUAUACAUUAUACUGGUAUCCCUAAAGUAUAACUUACACAUAGACGUUUUUUAUCGAUGCCUGAAAAUUUUUAAAAUUAUUUGUCACAGAUAUUUUCAGUACUUCCUGGGCGAAAUAAAAUUUCUGUUCCUAAUCCUAAUUCAACAUUUGUGCUUGACGCAACCCUUUUCAAAAUUGCUCAUUGUUUUAAAUUUUUUUUUCUAUCUCUUUGAUGACACACUGACGCUGUUCCAUUUGUACAAGUAUUUCUCCCAUAGGGGGGGAACGAUGAAGGAGGGAGGAGCAGCUGAGGAGGAAAAUGCGAAGAAAGACCCAGAAGUGCCCAACGAUGCCAUAACUAGCGGUAUCGAAGGAGUGAAGAAAAAAAAGAAGAAAAAAAAAAAAACGAAGAGGGGCUACAUUCAAGAUGGUGAGCACCCCCCUGCGGCAGUACAAAAUGCCUCCACCGAAAACCCCCCCUCUCAGAAACGUCCCGAUGUAGUAAGCAGUAAAUCCGAUGGGGAAAGUAAGGGAAGCAAAGCGGGGGAGCCUAACUCGUGCAAAACGGACCCCAAGCAGAGUGAUGUAAUGGGAGUGAAAAUCUCAACCGGGCAGGGGGAACACCACAGUGAUGACGACGAUGUCCUGUUCAUCAGAAUCGUCGAAUAUAUUAGCAAAAUUAUUCACGAAUUGUUAUUUUUGCAUUCGAUCGACAUAACAAAAAUGUACGCCCAUUUGAAGGUGUUUAAGUAUGAUAGGAUAUACACGGGCGAAAAGAAGGGCGCGGAGGGGAACCACAAAGAAAGCGACAAAGAAAGACACAUAGAAAGAGGCAGAGAAAAUGACCAGAAAAAACUCAAGCAGAGUGACGGUCAAAUAAAACCAAAGCAGCAGAACCUGGACGAAGGGAACCAUGCGAAGGAAGUCCAAGGCAGCUCCAACGAAAUGCCAUUCCGCAACUUUUUGAGUUACCCCCUAAUUUUACCAAACAGUUGCGAAAACCCGAGGGAAAAUUUCUACUUAUUUAAAUACUCCUCGGAGAAGAAAGUGAGUAAAACCCUGUUUGAUGAUUUAUGCUACAAAGACGCUGACGAAGUACGUCUGCUUGCGUCUACGGUUGAUAGUAUUUUAUCCCUUGUGAAUUCUUUUUAUGUAAUUUUUUUAAACAUAUUGAGAAUGUCCCUAAAUCAGUAUUGCUUCGCGACGAUAGAUCUAAAUGGUGGGAGUGGAUUUGCACCAAAUGAAUUAUCGGCGUGUGGCAGCAGGUUUGAGAGAAUGCAUGCAAACAAUGAGGCAGUGGCACAACCACCCAAUAUCAUUAGUGGAAAGAAUCCCUCUUUUGAGGACGAACUGAAACGAAGGCUCGAUUGCUACAGUGAGAACACAGUCGAAGGGACGAGUAAAAAUGCAGGAAGGGGGGGCGAUUUGUAUAGCGGUGUGCAUUGCAGCGCGAAUAGUUGCAACCCCACGAACGAUCGAAGCGAAAAGGAAGAAAAGAAUCCGCAUGUAAACAAGUAUGUGAAUCCAAAUGACCAGUACGAUCGGAGCAUGUCCCUAUUUUUUAACGUAUUUAAUUCCACGUGCAGAUAUUUCAUAUCGUCUCUCUGCUUGAUCUUCUCCUACACGAACACGCUAGACGUGUGCUUCUUCAGUGGGUUCGAGAAAAUAAUUUUUAUCAGUACUAAUUUGAACAUAAAUAUUUGUACCAAUGCGUGUCUGCAGACCUUAACAAAAUGCAGUAGUAUUUUUACGCUAGAAAAUUCGCCCUUCUUUUUGAAGAUUCUUAGAAAUUUCGAAAGGCAGGAAAAUAGGAGUGAAAACAACCCCGCUGUAAGGAAGAACAAAGGGUCCAUCAAAAGCAUCAGUCAGGUUCCCAUGUUGUACUCUUCUAAUGAGAGUAAAAGUUCCCAUCGGGAAGGUAGCGAAGGUAGUGUGAAGGAUGACAGCAAUUUUGUCAACACGGGUAAAUCUACCAAACGGGGUAGUAACGAUUUGGCGGAAGAAAAGCGGGAGUCAAGCAAAAGCAACGAUGAAGUGGAACCCACAAAUGUGGAGGAAUACGUGGAAAAGGAGAACAGCAUAGAUGAUAUGCUGAUCAAACAAAAGAGAGAAGAGGAUGACGAUAAUUCGGGGAAUUAUUCUUACAACUCCAAGAGCGGAAAAAGUGAGAGAAUCGGUAACACAAAUGUGGGUAAUGAGGACCAACCAAAAAUGAGUGUUGAACUUAGGAGGAAUUCCCCCCCGAGUGACGCUAACUAUAACGUUAACAGUAAAGCCAUGGAUGACGCAGAAUGCGCUGGAAGAGGCAAAAGAAAUAGUAGUCUAAGAAGAAACACGGAUCACGUACUGGCUAACAAAUCCAUCUCAAAAAAGACGAGCAUAGAAAGCGUCGAGUCCAAUUUUGUCUGCUACAAAUCGACAUUGAACGAAGAUCGUAUAAAAUAUUUUGACGAGAUCAUUAGUAUCAUAUUGAAAGAAUCAUACUUCAUAAACAACGAUUUGAAUAACGUAAAAUAUAUUCUCUCGAUAAAAGCAGUCAUUAGCAUAUUUUUCAUUUAUGGAGACAACCUCCAUUUUGACAACUGGCUAAGAAUGAUUAACCUGUUCGUCGAAGUUAACUACAUAUAUAAGUAUAUAUCUUCCAUAGAGAACAAAACGAUUGAAUUUUUAAACUUCCUUCAUCACAUUAACAAAAAUGAGGAAGACUUUAUCUUCUCUCUAAGUAAGAGAUUUAUCGACUCGGAUAAAAAUACUUAUGUACAAAAUGUAAAUUCAAAAAGUGCUGAAUUCUGUUAUUUUAUAUUGAGGUUUAUUCAGAAAAAUCCUGUACUGUGUGCAGAAAUUACUGUCAUUUUUUCCUCAUUUUCUUACUUUUUUAAGAAUACCAUAUUUUAUAAGCUUUCCACGUUGGUUAAUAUUUUGAAUGCAAUUCAUUUUAUGAUAUUUAAUCAGUUCUUCAAGCAGAGGAAGGUGGGGCCCAAGGGGGGCCACAUAACAAGCGAAGGGAGUAAACAAAAUGGAGAUGCACAUGUGGGUGUAGGAGGCUCUAAGGAUAUGUGCACCGCUGUACUGAACGGCCAUAUAGGAAGUUCCCAAAAUGGGCCUAACUGCGAGGAUGGAAAGGAAGGCAAUACCAGGUUAACGGAGCCCUCCAAAGGGGCAUCCUUCCAUUCGGGAAACUCCCUCCGAAGGGAAAAGAACGAAGAAGACACAACUCCAAGCAGUGGUGAAUACAUAAAGUUUAACAAACUAAAUAGAAAGAAAAAUAUAAUUGAAAAAUAUAUCGAAUUUUUGCAAAACAAUGCUAACAUUUUUGAGGUGUAUUAUUAUUAUCUGUCCCAUUUUGACCCCAUGUACACAACCUAUUUUGCCUUCUACACGGAUAUGUUCUUUUUAGCAAAGGGGGAGCAUCGUAAAGGGGUGGUGCGUAACGAAAUGGCGAAGGAUAGACCAACCAACAGCGAAUGCGUAACUAUAUCAGGAGAGGGAGUUCCCACCGAGGAGACAACCUUCCCCCAAAAAAUGAAUGAUAAACCGAGCGGUUAUGCAGCGAAGGAGCACACCUACUACAUCGUAUUGAAGAAAUUAGAAAAAUUUUGCAUCUUCGAAGAUUUCUACCCCCUGUAUAUGAUAGAGACGCUAUGUGUCAUCAACCUGGAUAAGAUAAAAAGCAUUUACAACAACUGCUGCAUGAACAUAUUACUGCUUUCCCUGUGCAAAAAUAAUGACAUCCAAAAAAAGAGCGUUGACACCUUGUUCAAUAUUAUAAAAGAGUCUGUUGUACAUUAUAAACACAACUUUGAAAUUCAGUUUCUGCUGUUUAAGCCAUUUUUCCUGUUCAUAGUUAACCCGCAUGCCUUUUAUCGAUCCUAUUUUAUUAGCUCCUUCUUAAAUUGCAUUAGAAAAAAUGCUUCCUUUUUUAACAAGGACAUGUGGCUGUUUAUUAUUUUCCUCCUCUACGUAUCAUUCCAGAAGGAGUUAAAAAAAAAAAGUUUAAUAAAUGCCAACGGCGAAGAAGAGGAUAGCCAACAAAUAAUGGAAGAAAAUAUAUCCAACAUUAAUAACAUUUUUAACAUCCUGGAGAUUAUAAUUGUAGACUAUAUUGAGGAAGUCCCUGUGUGCAAAAUUAUGGAAGUCGUCAUCCACAUGCUCAUCCUCUUUUCGUCCCUAAAUGUUUUGAGCAAUAACGUAUCCUUCAGGGCCAUCAAUUUUUCCUGGUCCAUCGUUGAUUACAUUGUUGGGCGCUCUCACUUGCUGAAGGGGAAUGUAAAUGAAAAGGACCCUUGUGAAACGGAAGGAGGAGAAAAAGACACCACCCAACGGGAUGAAAACAAAACUGGCCAAAACAAACUCCUUCACAUUUGCGCCAUAGAAAAUAGAAAAAUUUACAUAUACGAAAAGGAAAUAAAAAUGAAAAACAUAAAAAUGAAAAGUUUUUUUAUCUUCAUUUUGAAUCAACUUAUGAAGCUCUGCUUUGACGAAAGAAUAGAGGUCCGAAAUUGCAGCAUCAAAACGAUCAUUAGUAUUUUGUCCACGCAUAUAUGCAAAUUCGACUUUUUCUUUUACAAGACAUCCAUCUGUUUGUUACUUAAGCGAUUGAGCGUUAGGUACUACUCCAAGUUGCAGGGAUAUUUCGAGAUGGAAUGUAGGAAUGAGCACCAAGGGGAUCACCAAUCAGGUGAAUCUACCAGUGUAAACCGGAUCGCAAACGUUAGCGGCUUCCCAUUGGAGGGAGAAAACACUGGUAAAGCCGCAACAAAUGAAGAACCGCUUGAACGAAGCAGAACCUCACUGGGGGAACAGUUCAGGAAGAGUUUCGCUGACCUCACGGCAGAGAUGGAAGGACAAUUUGCAGAGAAAAAAAGAAAAAAAGGGAGGAGGGAAAUGAAGGAGAACCCCCAUUUGUUAAGCGAAAUUGAAAAAGGGGCCAGCAUCCCCAGCAGUAACGGAAGCGGAGGUCCAAGUAGAAAUGUAAGCAUCCCUGGAAAUACCGCUUUGGACCCGGAAAAAAACGAAGACCUGUACGACUAUGUAAAUGAAAACUUCAGCAAAAUUAUCGUCCACCAUUCAAGGGACAGCAAACUGAAGCAGUGGAUCGAAAGCUUCAUCCUAAUCAUAGAAGGGUGCAAUCGGAUCCUCCUGGAGCAAAGCAACUACAGAAAGUUUUACAAUUUUUAUGGCACCUUUGUGAAUAUCCUGAAGACCACACUGUUUGUGAAGUAUAAGAGUACGAACAUGUUUGAGCUGCACAUAUCGAUAUUGCAAAUACUUAACAACAUUUUUAUGUCCAAACUGACCCACUAUAAUGUGUGCCACUUCACAAUGAAGAAUUCGCUAGGGAAUAAGAAUAGGUGCUCUGAUCGUGUAAGCAUUUUCGACAUGUGUCUUUUUUACAUUUACAAUUAUGCCUACUACACUGAUGACCAGAAGAUUAAGGAUUUCAUUUUGAAGCUCCUUAUAGAAAAUCUGAAAACUGUCUACACGGACAAGUGGAUAUAUGUGCACUCGCUGAUGUAUUUGCAUAUGUUUCAUUUGUUGUUUACGUCCAGCGUGGAGGUUGUGCUGAACCCAGUGGAAGGGAAAACCUACUCCUUCCUGAACUACGAUUCCAUUUUGAAUGAGUUGUUUUUUGAUUACUUCGUUAGCGGGGGGGAGACCAUCGCACGUCAUGCGGGAAGAGACAUCAUUGCCGCAACGAACAAGACGGGAAGUAACCCCCCCAAGGGGGCACAGAAGGAUGGGCCACAAGGAGAAGUAGUGGAGUACCCUCCAAAGAGGGCAUCCUUCCUAAACGGCCACUUCACAUUUGAGUAUAAAACGAACCAAGCAUCGGAUGACCCACUAAAUAUUUACAACAUAUUGGAGAACAACAAAAGCAUAUAUAGCGCAGAAUCAUUUGGAGAAAAGGCAAAAUUGGAGAGUAAAGACAUAUACACUGGCUUCCUAAAUGGUCACUUAAAUAGCGAAAUUUUUACCAUCAUGAUGGACAUUUUUCAAACGCUAGAAUAUGACAAAAUAAAUCUCCUAGUAAACGAGGAACUCCUAAAGUGCGUAAAAUAUUUGCUACUAAUUUUGUCAGAGAAUGAAGAGAAAAAAUCCAUCCUCACCAAAUUGUUACACUUUAUUUUUGAUGAGAAAAUACUGUUUAAUGAAAACUCGGAUGAAAUAAUUGAAAAGGUAGAACUGAACGAUACAUAUAACAAACUCGAUAUGGACAUAAACACAAAGGAACUGAAUGAGGAAAAUAAGGAAUGUAGCAGAUUAUUUACCUUAAAUUAUAAGAAAAUUUACCCAUUAAAUAAUUAUAUAGAAUAUUUCCAAACAUUUUCCAUAGGAUUGUUCAAUUAUUUCACUCCUUUCUUAAUUUUCUACAUUCAUAACAAGUUCAAUUUAUAUCCCAACUAUAAUGUAAAUAUAAUUUUCUCCAUCAUACUGUGUAAUUUUAUGAGACAAGAAUUUUACAGCCUAUUUUAUCAGAAAGAAAAUUACUCUCUGGUCCUUUCCUUUCUUAAUAUGUUUCCAUACAUUAUGGCGAAUCACGUGAAAUGCUUCUUGCAUAAUAUAAGUAACAAUUCCUGCUUUGUCUUUUACGAAAGUAUUAUCAUCCUGCUGAAAAUUACGUAUAAUAUGCUUGACAUUUCGGGGAAUAUCGCCAAGGAGGAUUUGUACAAGUACUGGUGUGCCGUCAUUUUCUCCGUCGAGAAGAUUCUUUUCGUUAGUUGCAGCAAUGACAAAAUUGACAUGCUCGACAUCAUGCUCAUAAAAUUUAUAAGGAACCAUUACUUGGUGCAGAACUCGAAGGCUCCACUGUUUAUAAAAAUAUACUUGACAAAAGUUAUAAGCGAACUGAACGAUAAGAAGCGAAGGGCCUUCUCAAGCUGGACGCUGCAGAUACUGUUUGAGGAAUAUGAAAAGAUGACCAAGGAGAAUUACAACAACAGUUACUACACAACUUUUAUGACGUUAGUCAUGCUAAAGAAAUGUGUGCUGACCCUGAGGAGCUUUUCAAGUGAAAAUAAUGAGAAUGCUGACGAAGUUUUGUUUAUUUUAUACGAAAUGAAGAAGUUGAAGUGUUACUACUCCUACAUCGACAUGAAGAGCAGUUCGAUACUGAAACGCUCAGAGGACAAGGCGCACCUGUUCAUUUGCUACCCCUACCUGUUGGAUUGCCUAAACACGGAAAAUACGAAAGUGUUUACCACGGUUAAAGAAUUACUGAAGCUUAUAUCAUACCCUCUAUGCUCCAACAAUUUUGGAUAA
Molecule: messenger RNA, 8838 nt
Organism: Plasmodium coatneyi
Lineage: Eukaryota; Apicomplexa; Aconoidasida; Haemosporida; Plasmodiidae
Exons: 7
Coding region: 1-8838 (2945 amino acids)
Biological process (GO): rRNA processing
Cellular component (GO): preribosome, small subunit precursor; nucleus; preribosome, large subunit precursor
Source: RefSeq, a predicted model, not a curated record